Colletotrichum graminicola M1.001 is the source of this 219-nucleotide messenger RNA. RefSeq lists its product as uncharacterized. Bases 1 to 219 code for a protein of 72 amino acids. The transcript is spliced from 2 exons. The record is from RefSeq and is a predicted model, not a curated record. NCBI's taxonomy places the organism in Eukaryota, Fungi, Ascomycota, Sordariomycetes, Glomerellales, Glomerellaceae.
AUGAGGAUUGUUCCCAGCGGGGCCACUGGAUAUCGGGAACAGGACAUGACAUUUGACCAUUUGGCCAUCAUGACAGGCGUCGCCGAGAAAGUCCCAACCGGCGCCGCGGAUAAGGAGCGGGGACUUGGACCGUGGUCGGGACCGGUGGUCAUGAGUAUGAGUGAGACCAUCCGGAUGGGACUGGAGAAGAGGGAUCCAUCUGCUGGAGCAGGUGAUUGA